CGCGCAUAAAGCUCCUCAGUAAUGGAAAAGCCAUUUCCAAUCUCCAUUGCCAAUUGAAGAAGAAACAAUGUCGUCUGCGUUGCACUUUCUUCAUCCCUCUGCAAUUUUCCCCUCCUCCUUAUUACCAUCUAUCCAGGAGAAGAAGAUAGGAAAUUUCGAAGCUGGAUUCACUAAGCCAAGGCUCAAUUUUAAGAAUCCGAGGUUUUUUCCUUCAAUCCGCGCAGCUACGAAUCCCCCAUCGUCUUUUUACACAGGUGUGAGAACCGAAUUGGACGUUGUACAAAGCCACAGUGAAAUCGUACCGGAUACUGUUAUUUUCGAUGAUUUUGAGAGGUUUCCCCCCACAGCUGCCACUGUUAGCUCUUCUUUAAUCUUGGGUAUUUGUAGCCUUCCUGGCAAUCAGUUCAGGAGAGAUGUUGACACUGCCUUGGCUGAUGCAAAAUGCUCUCUCAUAGAAGAGUCUAAUAAGCGAACUGAUUGUUUCCUCGACAAGGCUUUGGUUAAUGUCGGAGCCAGUCUUGCAAAGCUAGUGCCCGGCCGAGUUUCGACUGAAGUUAAUAUUCGCCAUGCAUACGACACAUCCGGAAUUGUCAAUAAGGUGUAUUACCUGUUAAAGUUGUAUCACGAACUCGGCUUGUCUCCCGAGCGAUUGUUGUUUAGAAUCCCUGCAACUUGGCAAGGAAUCGAAGCAUCGAAGAUGCUGGAGUCCAAAGGAAUACAGACACAUUUAACAUUUGUCAACAGUUUUUGUCAAGCUGCAGCCGCGGCUCAAGCAGGUACUUCGGUUAUUCAAAUCUACACCGGUCGCAUUCGGGACUGGUCACGUUGCAAUAAAAAUGAUCCUGAAAUAGAAGCAGCUCGGUCGAUGGGGCAAGAUCCUGGUCGGGCUCUGGUUUCGAAAGUGUACAACUAUAUCCAUAAAUUUGGAUACAAAACCAAAAUGAUGGUGUCUGCAAUUCGCAACGAACAAGAUCUAUUUGAUGUUUUGGGGGUUGAUUACAUAGUGACCCCAGUAAGAAUACUGCAGUCUUUAAAGAUGUCGAUGGCACCUCUUGAACACAAGUAUUACCUCACGAGAAAGCUACACCCAGAAAAUGCUGCCUCCUGCAGAUUCACCAUUGACGAGCUUGUGAAGUGGGACGAAUCCAACUUCGCCGCCGCGGUAGGGCCGGGCGCGACGGCGCUGCUGAUCGCCGGAAUUGAAGGCUACCACGAUCAAACUGAUCGGGUCGAAGAAUUGUUGAAGAAGAUGUGGCCACCCCCAAAUGUUUAA
This is a messenger RNA of Andrographis paniculata, 1273 nucleotides long. RefSeq lists its product as uncharacterized. The record is from RefSeq and is a predicted model, not a curated record. Gene Ontology annotation, biological process: carbohydrate metabolic process. NCBI's taxonomy places the organism in Eukaryota, Viridiplantae, Streptophyta, Magnoliopsida, Lamiales, Acanthaceae. The transcript has 13 exons. Bases 68 to 1273 code for a protein of 401 amino acids. Gene Ontology annotation, cellular component: intracellular anatomical structure.